Molecule: messenger RNA, 1581 nt
Organism: Drosophila serrata
Lineage: Eukaryota; Metazoa; Arthropoda; Insecta; Diptera; Drosophilidae
Source: RefSeq, a predicted model, not a curated record
UGUGAAUUCUAUUUGUGUUAAUAUUUUAAUUAUUAAUAUCGUUUUUUCUAGACUCUAAAAUCACUUAAAUAAAUGUGCUAACAAUUAACAAUAGAAAGAGAUAGAAAAACCUCGUAAUAAAUUAAGCAAUUGAUAUCAAUAAAAUCAAAAAUAUAGAUCUAUUGUACAGGAGAAAAGCAAAAAUUUAUCGAAAUGCGCGCCGUUUACGACUUGUUGCUGAGCAAUGCCUUUGAUCCCAGUAUGGUGCUACAGAACCACAACACGGUGGUGGCUCGCUCCACCUUGACCCCGAAUAGCAGCAGCCAGAAUUUCGGCUCCCAUCCGCUGGGCCUCCAUGGCGGAUCAGCAAUGGGCUCUGGAUCGGCUGUGGGUUCUGGACGUCGUCCCUUGAAUGCUGGACCCAGUACCCAGCGUCCUAUUGUGGACCUUCUGGUGGCCAUGGUGGCUGUGCCCGUGCUCAUACUCUGUGCCCUGCAGCUGGAGAAGAAUCUGCGGGAUAAUAGUGCCGAAUCCCGGUGGCUGGUCUUUGCCUUGGGCAUUGGGAUGCUGCUGAUCAGUGUGAUCAUUUGCGGCUAUGUGACGCAUCGGAUGGGCGUCUGCAUCUGGGCGGGACCCAUCGAUGAGGCGGGCAAUCGUGCCACCAAUGGAGCCAUGCCACAUAUCAACUCCCAGAACGAUGUGCUGCGCAUUGUGGACUCCCUGCCGCCCAGCUACGACAGCGUGGUCAAGUUUGAGCUGCCGCCGCCGGCUUACGAUUGCCUGGUCAUUGAUUUGGAUCAGUGCAAGGAUCUGGAGCCACCGCAGACAUCGACCAAGGCAGGAUCCUGUAGCUCCGUUUCCAUGCCUGGAACUACUUUGCACAUCUAGGUGGGGAAGGGUAGAGAAACGGAAACGGAAGAGAAGGCAUAAGUAAAAGCGGAAGCGGAAGUGUAAGCUUAAGCGGAAGUUAAGCAGGUGGUGAUGGAGGAGAGAGAAUUAAGAGAUUUUUCCCCAAAAAACAAAACAAAACUGGCAGCGCAACGGAUUUCUGUACUUGACCCACUUAAAACAAAAACAAAAACAAAAUCACACACCGAAAAACAUGAAACAAAAAACAGAAAACAAAUGCUUAACUAUACGAUUUCGAUAUGUUGUUAAUCAGCAAACUUUUCGAGUGGCGAAACCUAUAUUACUUAACUUAUGUGUUGAAAAUGUUUCAAAUUAUGAUUUCUAGGCAGAGUCGAAGGUGACACAGAUGGAAUUUAUAAUCUUUAUUGUAAUAUUCCUCCAAAAUUAACCAAUUGUGUGUCUCAAAACUAAGCCUAGUUUAUUUAAAUUUCAACAGAUUUACUGCUAAAUAUUGGAUACACAUUUAUAAAUAUUUUGUUAGGUUUGGCCAACUGCCAGCUUAGCUAAGCAUUUUGGCAUUGUAUUUACUUUGUUUUUAAGCAGCUAGUAUUUUUAACUCGUAGGACCCACCAUCCUUUUGAUCAAUUCACUGAUCAGCAAAACUUUUCUCUCGCAUUGUACAUACGAAAAUAUAUAUAUAAAACAUAUAGUUCUUCACACAGCAUCUAGUCCCAAGUUGUAAAUAGACAAAAC